Molecule: messenger RNA, 912 nt
Organism: Prorocentrum cordatum
Lineage: Eukaryota; Dinophyceae; Prorocentrales; Prorocentraceae
Source: the annotation of a GenBank genome assembly
AUGAUGCCCGGCAUGCCCCCGAUGCCGUGGCCCCCUGCCAUGCCGCCGCUCUCGCCCGUGCUGCACGUGCGCGUGGACGGCCUAAGGUUCGAAUACCAGCUCACGGAGGACGACGUGCGCAAGGUCUUCUCCCGGUACGGCGAUGUCCUCCAGGUGCACGUCGACGCCGAGGGCACCACGGCGCAGGUGCAACUUGGGCAGCCGCACCAGGCGGUGGCGGCCAAGCACGACCUCGACAAGAAAGAACUUGCGGGCAUGUCCGAAGCUUUCCUCCGCGUGGACUUCGUGGGCCAGGGCCCGUACGACUCUAUGUUCAACCAGAUGGCGAACCCCUACGGCAUGCCGCCGAUGCCGCCCAUGCCCGGCAUGGGCGGCACCAUGCCCGGCCUGGGGAUGCCCUCGAUACAGGCUGGGGGCUCGCCGAGCAAUGCCGCUGGGCGCCCCAAGAAGUACACCUGCAAGCUCGAGGUGGGCAUCGAGAACGAGGGAGAGUUCCGGGUCGGCAGCCGCGUCAUCCAGAUCGCCCGGGCCAUCUGGCAGGACCGAGGCCAGGUUCCAGGAGCACGGCGGGAAGACGCGGCUGAGGGGAAAGGGCAUCGGAGGGCAGCACGAGGCCGAGGAGCCCCUGGCCCUGUGCAUCUCGUGCUGCGACCAGGACCUCUCUAUCGCCUUCGACAAGGCGGUGACCUACGCCGAGACCCAGCUCCAGAAGGCCCGCGCCCGCUGCCAGGAGAAGGGGCAGCCCGUCCCCGAGCUGUCGGUGAAGGUUUCCAAGAAGGGCUCCACGUUCUUCAGCGGCAGCCCUGGCGGCGGCGGCCAGGGCGGCCCGGCGCUCAAGUCCAGCGCGGACAUCACGCGCGGCGAGAGGCCUCCCGGGGCGCCGACCGACGAGGAGAUCGAGGCCCUGAUUGA